AUGCCAAACAACGCUAUAACACUCGAUUAUCAUGGGCGCAUUGCUGUAAUUACUCUUAAUCAGCCUGAAAAGUUGAAUUCCUUCAAUGAGGAGCAGUUCUAUUUUUUAGGGGAGUGCUUACGAGAGAUAGCAAAGCACGAUGAGGUUACCAUUACUUUGCUCAUUGGAACCGGACGUUUCUUUUCAUCCGGCGCGGAUGUAUCUGAUCUGGGUAAAGUAAUGGCAGCGCCAAACCGCAAAGAUAUUUUGGCGGCGUCGUUGUUCAACAACGUCGAUCUCACCCGAGCGUUUUAUACGCACCCUAAGAUUUUGGUAGUGGGCCUUAAUGGGCCUGUUGUCGGGUUUCCAGCGGCAUUGAUCUCGUUUGCCGAUUUUAUAUACGCUCGGCCUCACGCAUACCUCCUUCUUCCAUUCUCAUCGCUUGGGUUUGCAGCCGAAGGAGGCGCCUCACGUGCGUUGCGAGAUCGCCUCGGCGUAACAAAAGCAAAAGAAGCUCUGAUGAUGAGCAAGCGUAUCCCUUCCGACGAACUUCUGGCAUGUGGGUUUGUUAAUAAGAUUCUUCAGCCGCUCUCACAUGGAUCGAAAGCGAGUGGAGCUGACCCGUCAGAAUUCUUGCAACAAGUCCUCAAAGAGCUCGAUAAAGACCUUGGUAGUCACCUUAGUGACUCCAGUCUGGUGGAUAUCAAGACACAGUUCUUCCAAGAUGACAGACGGACAUAUGAGCAUACAACUGUGCAGGAAGCAUAUACCGCGGUGGAGAAGAUGUGCGCGGGAAUCCCUCAAAAACAGAUGCAAAGAAUAGCCGCCGCGCGAAAGACAAAAUCUAAAUUAUGA
This is a messenger RNA of Trichoderma asperellum CBS 433.97, 834 nucleotides long. RefSeq lists its product as uncharacterized. Gene Ontology annotation, cellular component: peroxisomal matrix. NCBI's taxonomy places the organism in Eukaryota, Fungi, Ascomycota, Sordariomycetes, Hypocreales, Hypocreaceae. Gene Ontology annotation, biological process: fatty acid beta-oxidation. The record is from RefSeq and is a predicted model, not a curated record.